AUGAUCAGCAAAUGCUAUAUAAAUUGUGAGAUCAUUCUUGAUUUCAAUAGUUUACUUUUUUCUAUAUUGAAAAAGUAAAAUCCUGAUCUAAAUUUAAGUAAAUUAAUCUAAAUUAACUCAAUCUUAGAUUUGAAUGAUGUUUAAGAAAAUCCAAAAAAAUACUUAGAAACAUAAGAAUUGUUACUAUAAAAUUUAUGCAUCUUAAAGCCAUAGAUAGGAGCUAUUGAAACAUGUAAGUUAAUUAUAAAAUAGAUUUAGUGUAAUUUCUUGAAUCCUAAAACAUUUAACCAAUCAUCUAUUCUGAAUAUACAUAAAUAUUAUAAUAGCACUUUCCCUACUUGAAAUGGUAAGAAUUUACAGAUUCAGAUUAAAAUAUUAUAGUCAUAGAUCCAAGAUUAGAUUUUUGUGAAUAGUUACUUAAAAAAUAACUCUAAGUAGUUUUGUUUAAGAAUUACAAAUUAAAAGACAAAGAUUAUUGGAAUCAAAUAUUAUAACAUAAAUAAAUUCUUUUUGCUGAAUCAUGGGAAACCUUCCCUUGGUAAGAUUUUAAAUUUGUUACUUAACCGAUUUUUUCACCAGAUUAAUUUAAAGUAAAUGAAUGUGAAAAUGCAGCAACUUAAUAUUGGAAUACAUAUUUAAAAUUAAAUCCAAUAGAAUUCACAAGUUAAAUAAUUCAUGGUAGAAACAGAGGUGGUACUAUGUUAGGAAUACCAACAGGUAAUUAUUAUAAAUCAAAGCAUUAGCAAAUUUAUUAAUAAGUGAAGAAAUCUAAUAAUUAACUAAAAAUCUAUUACCAGGUGUAUAUGCAGGUAUUACUUAUCUUUAAAAUGUUAAAUAUGGUGGAGUUUUAUCUAUUGGAUAUAAUCCAUAUUUUUUAGACACACCUCAAACUAUAGAAGUUCAUCUAUAUGGAGAAUUUUAAGAAGACUUUUAUGGUUCUAAUUUAAGAUUGAUAAUAACACAUUUCCUUAGACCAGAAUCUGAUUUUAGAACUUUUGGUAUUAUUUAUUACUUAAUCUAUAGAUCAUCUGAUUAAAGCAAUUAGUAAUGAUAAGAUAAUUGGAAGGAAAUUAGUGUGUUGAAC
This is a messenger RNA of Paramecium pentaurelia, 1084 nucleotides long. Lineage: Eukaryota; Ciliophora; Oligohymenophorea; Peniculida; Parameciidae. The record is from the annotation of a GenBank genome assembly.